Molecule: messenger RNA, 2619 nt
Organism: Panicum virgatum (switchgrass)
Lineage: Eukaryota; Viridiplantae; Streptophyta; Magnoliopsida; Poales; Poaceae
Product: DEAD-box ATP-dependent RNA helicase 52C-like
Exons: 6
Coding region: 44-1933 (629 amino acids)
Cellular component (GO): nucleus
Molecular function (GO): RNA binding; ATP binding; RNA helicase activity
Source: RefSeq, a predicted model, not a curated record
CCCCCCUCCGCCGCCGCCGCCGCCGCGCAGAUCCGCCGCCGCCAUGGCGACCUCCCGCACGUCCUGGGCCGACGUCGCCGACGCCGAGCCCGCGCCGCCCCCGACCGUCACCACCACCACCACCACCGCCCCCGCGGCCUCCAACGGCCCCGCCCGCUCCUCCUACGUCCCGCCCCACCUCCGCAACCGCUCCGCCUCCGCCUCCUCCGCCGCCGCGGUCCCGUCCUCCGCCGCGGCGCCGCCCUCCCGCUCCGCCGCCGGCAUCCUCUCCCGCCCCGGAACACGGGGCGGCGGCGGCGGCGGCGGCGGCGGCGGCGGCGGCGGCGGCGGGUUCGGGGGCCGCCCCCGCGGCGGGCCCCGCUGGGACCGCGAGCCGGACCCCUUCGCGGGCUCCGAGCCCCCGCUCCCCGCCGCCGACGCCGACGGCGUCCCCUUCGACGACCACCAGAACACGGGCAUCAACUUCGACGCCUACGAGGACAUCCCCGUCGAGACCUCGGGCCGCGACGUGCCCGCGCCCGUCGCCACCUUCGCCGAGAUCGACCUCGGCGCCGCGCUCAACGACAACAUCCGCCGCUGCAGGUACGUGCGCCCCACCCCCGUGCAGCGCCACGCGAUCCCGAUCUCGCUCGCCGGCCGGGACCUCAUGGCCUGCGCGCAGACCGGGUCCGGCAAGACGGCCGCCUUCUGCUUCCCCAUCAUCAGCGGCAUCAUGAGGGGCCCGCUCGCCGAGAGGCCGCAUCGGGGCGCGGGCAUGGGGAUGAGGACGGCCUACCCGUCCGCCCUCAUCCUGUCGCCCACCAGGGAGCUCUCCAUGCAGAUUCAUGAAGAGGCCAGGAAAUUUUCGUACCAGACUGGUGUUAGGGUAGUUGUUGCAUAUGGAGGAGCGCCGAUUACGCAGCAGUUAAGAGAUCUUGAGAGGGGUGUUGACAUUCUUGUGGCUACCCCUGGCCGUUUGGUUGACUUGUUAGAAAGGGCAAGAGUGUCAUUGCAGUCAAUUAGAUACCUUGCACUUGAUGAGGCAGAUAGAAUGCUUGAUAUGGGUUUCGAACCACAAGUUAGAAGAAUUGUUGAGCAAAUGGACAUGCCCCCACCAGGUGUCAGGCAGACAAUGCUGUUUAGUGCGACAUUCCCAAAGGAAAUCCAGAGAAUGGCAUCAGACUUCCUGGAGAACUACAUCUUCCUGGCUGUUGGAAGAGUUGGGUCGAGUACUGAAUUGAUUGUCCAGAGAAUUGAAUUUGUGCAGGAGGCAGAUAAAAGAAGUCACCUGAUGGACCUUCUACAUGCACAAAGAGAUACAGGAAAGCAAAUGCUCACGCUUGUCUUUGUGGAAACCAAAAGGGGUGCUGAUUCAUUGGAAAGCUGGUUGUGCAUGAAUGGGUUUCCAGCUACUUCUAUCCAUGGAGAUAGAAAUCAGCAGGAAAGAGAACAUGCUCUGAGAUCCUUCAAGAGUGGGCAGACUCCUAUCUUGGUUGCUACAGAUGUGGCAGCUCGGGGCCUUGACAUUCCUCAUGUUGCUCAUGUUGUCAACUUUGAUCUCCCCAAUGAUAUUGACGACUACGUACACAGGAUUGGAAGAACUGGGAGAGCAGGAAAGAGUGGCCUUGCAACUGCCUUCUUCAACGAUAAUAACUCAUCAAUGGCUAGAUCUCUUGCUGAACUAAUGCAAGAAUCUAACCAGGAAGUACCUGCAUGGCUCUCACGCUAUGCAGCUCGCCCAUCUUAUGGUGGUGGGGGAAGGAACAGACGGUCUGGAGGUGGGAACCGCUUCGGUGGCCGUGACUUCCGCAAUGACUCUUCCUCAUUCGGCAAGGGGAGUUCUCGUGGAGGUGGCGACUACUAUGGUGGAGGCAGCAGUGGUGGUUAUGGUGGUUCCUCUUCAUAUGGUGGUGGUGGAUAUGGUGGAGCUGGGGCUCCUAGUGCUUGGGAUUGAUGUUAUAGUCGCUCCCUGGUAGGGUUGCCAAGUCUAGGUCACUUUUUACUCUAGUUCUCUUUAGGUAUACAUUUUUGGUAGGAGCUGUUAUACAGCUAUAGUACAAGGUGAAUGGUAUCCCCUUUUUUCUUCUGGUUACUACCCGCUGCAGUCUUAUCUUGCCGAUGUUCAUUAUGGAGAGGGUCUUGAGGACUUUCAAGCACAUGAGAUUCCUAGUCAAGAAUAGGAUUUCGACUUCUGAAAUUCCUAGUUAGGGACAGUAGCUGGUGGUGUUGCUAGGCUGACAAGUAGUGCUUGAAGGGAAGUUUCUGCCUUUGCUUUUUCCUUUGUCCGUGUCUCAUUUUGGUGGUCGGUUGUAAAGCUUGUGUUGAGGGGGCUUUUGCGGCUUGAUUUUUGUCCUGGAUUCGAGUUUUGACACCCAGAGGUUGAAGAAGCGGUAGGAUCGUAAUAGUCCUUUAGAUCCUGUUGUAAUGUAUAUACUGUGAGGUGAGGCUGGAUAGAAUAAAUUAUGUAGGUUUAGAGGAAGAAGGGGUGAAGUCUGUGUGAUGGUUUCGUCUGAGGAUAUCUGUUAUUGUGUAUUGAGAAUUUCUUUUGGAUGGAGUUCAACUAAUAUUAGCAUUAUCAUCCAAAUGCAUUGUCUCCUGUACUAAAAUUUCAUGUAUCUUUGUGCAAUUAUGUUACCAUGA